Mollisia scopiformis is the source of this 961-nucleotide messenger RNA. RefSeq names its product NAD(P)-binding protein. NCBI's taxonomy places the organism in Eukaryota, Fungi, Ascomycota, Leotiomycetes, Helotiales, Mollisiaceae. The transcript is spliced from 2 exons. The coding region runs from base 162 to 956 and encodes 264 amino acids. The record is from RefSeq and is a predicted model, not a curated record.
CAAAGCUAUGCCUUACCCAGUGACGAGGAGCCAAGCUCAAAUAGAUAUAAAGAGGGUCAUGACCCAAGGUGUAUGAACAGAACCAGAAGCAUUGAUUCAAUCCCACACAAACAGUAAUUAUCAGAAUCCAUCAGCUCAAUUCCUUGACAUCAAUAUUUGCAAUGGCAGCCCGAAAGAUCGCUCUUGUAACUGGAGCCAAUAGCGGUAUUGGCUACGAAGCGGUAAAAGCGCUUUUACAAUCCAGUAAACCUUAUCACGUCUUUGUCGGCAGCCGUUCUCUCGAGAAAAGCAACCUUGCGAUCGAAUCCUUGAAGAAGGAAUGCCCAGAGUCCACCAACACUGUCGAGCCCAUGCAGGUCGAUCUGAUCAGCGACGAGUCUAUUGAGAAAGCUUUCGAACAAGUGAAGAAUGGUCCAGGUUAUCUUGACGCUCUUGUCAACAAUGCUGGUGCAACAUUUGAUAUCGAGUAUAUCCGCGGCAAAACCUCUCUUCGCGAGUGUUUUGCCAAAUCAUAUGACGUGAACGUCGCUGGCACGAAUGUCAUGACUCAUACAUUCAUGCCCCUCCUUCUCAAGUCUUCGGAACCCCGCCUUAUUUUCGUGACCGGCCUCUCCAACAUCACCCAAGCUGGCGAGAAGUACUUCCCAACACCACCUCAGCCUGCUGGCUGGCCUAAGAAAAUCGACUUUGAGACCAUUGGAUAUCGUUGUACAAAGGUAGCAUUGAACAUGUUGAUGCUGGACUGGAAUCAUAAGUUGAAAGAAGAUGGUGUAAAGGUCUUUGCCGUUACGCCUGGAUUUUUGGCUACAAAUCUGGGUGGAGAUCCGGAGUUGGGCAUAGCGAUGGGAGCAGGUCAUCCAAGUGCGGGUGGAGAUAUACUCAGGAGAGUUGUGGAGGGAGAAAGAGAUGCUGAUGUGGGGAAGAUUGUGAAUAAGAACGGGAUUAGUCAGUGGUGAGCGAG